UACACAUUUCUUUUCCCUGCAUGUCAUGACAUGAUGAGUAAGUUCAAUCCAGCUAGCUAUAUAAAAGAAAUUUGAAGAUAUAUACACUUGGGGACAGUACACAAUUCACCACUAUACAAAGACUGUCUCAUAGUACAAUCCAACAUCAAAGACCCCCCUCUUUCUCUCUCAAUUUUCAAUUUCCAUUGAAAUUUGAAAGCACCAACUCAAAAUAAACCAAACCAGACCAAUCAAAACAUGGUUUCUUCUCUCCUUGUUCUCCUUCAAUUUCAAACCCCUUUCAUUAUUACCCUUACCCUUUUCAUCAUUUUCCAUCAAAUCCAAACAAGUGAUGCUUCACCUCAAACCCUCCUUAUCUUGCCUCUAAAAGUGCAAACACACCCACAUGGCUCAGUUUCCAUUCCAAUACCUUCUUCUCGUAAGCUCUCAUUCCAGCACAAUGUGACACUAACAGUUUCACUCACAGUGGGCUCACCCCCACAGAGUGUUACCAUGGUCCUCGACACAGGGAGUGAACUCUCAUGGCUCCACUGCAAAAAACUCCCAAAUUUGAACUCUGUUUUCAACCCACAACUCUCUUCCUCUUACAACCCAACACCCUGCACCUCACCCGUUUGCAAGACCCGGACCCGAGACUUCCCCAUACCCGUUUCCUGCGACCCGAAAAACCUCUGCCACGCCACGGUUUCCUACGCCGACGCUACCUCCAUCGAAGGCAACCUCGCCACCGAGACGUUCUUCGUCGCUGGGUCACCGCAACCCGGAACAACCUUCGGGUGCAUGGACUCCGGGUUCACCUCCAACGCCGAUGAGGACUCCAAGACAACCGGGUUGAUGGGUAUGAACCGCGGGUCACUCUCGUUUGUUGCUCAAAUGGGUUUGCCCAAAUUCUCGUACUGCAUCUCCGGCAGCGACUCCUCCGGCGUGUUGCUCUUCGGCGACGCAAAGUUCGCGUGGCUGGGACCAUUGAGGUACACUCCCAUGGUGAAAGAGUCCACCCCAUUGCCGUACUUCGACCGGGUCGCGUACACGGUCCGGCUUCAGGGGAUCCGGGUCGGGAAGAAGCUUCUGCAACUGGAGAAAUCGAUUUUCGUCCCGGACCACACCGGGUCGGGUCAGACAAUGGUGGAUUCGGGUACCCAGUUCACGUUUCUUCUGGGUCCGGUUUACAAGGCUUUGAGGGAAGAGUUCGUAGCGCAAACGAAAGGGGUGCUGACCCUUUUGGACGACCCGAAUUUUGUCUUCCAGGGAGCCAUGGAUCUCUGUUACCGGGUCGGAUCAAACAGGAAGAGUCUUCCUCUUCCGCCGUUGCCGGCGGUGACGUUGGUGUUUGAAGGGGCGGAGAUGAGUGUUUCCGGGGAGAGGCUGUUGUAUAAGGUGGGUGAUGUGGCGGCGGCGAAAGGGAGUGAAGAUACGGUGUAUUGUUUCACGUUUGGGAACUCUGAGUUGGUGGGAAUUGAAGCUUAUGUGAUUGGGCAUCAUCAUCAGCAGAAUGUGUGGAUGGAGUUUGAUUUGGUCAACUCUAGGGUUGGUUUUGCUGACACUAGGUGUGAACUUGCUAGUCAACGUCUAGGAAUGGGUUCUUAGAUUAGAUGAGUCUCCUUGCCUUUUUGGAUUUUGGGGCAAUGUCAUAUGAGUGGGUGGGUCAUGGAAUUGAGUGGAAAAGAGGUAAGAGAGGCUGAUUGAUCAAGGAAGUUUAUGGAAGAUUUUCCACCAUUCAUUCUAAAAGACAAUUUAAUUGUGGGAAAAAAGUCAAAGAAAAACCACAAGCAGCCGCCGUCAAUUCUCUCGGCUAGGGUUUGAAAGCAAAAGAAAGACCACUAGCCGCCACCCCUUUCGGGAGGGUUCCUCCACGGAGGCCUACCCCCGUCUUUUAAAUAAGGGUUUUCUUCUAUAAUAGGUGGAUUCUCUUCUAUGUUAAGUUAAUUUGUUACUGAAUAAGUGGGUUUUAUCCUCUCUUUUUAGUUUGAGUUUUCCUCUUGUUGUGCUACCUUUAGCCUUCUUUCACCCGACUGUUCACUGUCGUGCUACCACCAUCGUGUCGUCAUUGUAGUGGCCUUUGUCUCGCCUACGGCCUCCUCUGCCUAUGUUACCACCAUCCAUAUGUUUUUAGUGUUUACUAGUGGUUUUGUUAUGCAGCUUCCCUAUUUUCAUGGUCUCAAUGUUUGAGCUUGACUCCCUCAGUGUCGUUGAAGCUUUAUGCUCUGUUUGUAGCGGAUGAUUUUGUAUGGAUGGAAAAGCAUGGGAAGAUAAAAUGGCUGGAAAAUUGGUUUCAUGUGUGUUUGGCACACACAUGAAAAGGAAAGUGAUGGGAAAACCAUGCAUUAAUAUUGUAGCUUGUCAGUUUUCUUCUCACUAGCUAGUGUCAUGAAAAUGCUUUUUGUGGGCGUGAAAUUAGUGUAAAAACCCAUCAUGUCCUUCUUUGUUAUAUAUAAAUUAUUUAUAAAAAUA
Lotus japonicus is the source of this 2451-nucleotide messenger RNA. RefSeq names its product aspartic proteinase PCS1. The record is from RefSeq and is a predicted model, not a curated record. Gene Ontology annotation, biological process: proteolysis. Bases 238 to 1587 code for a protein of 449 amino acids. The transcript has a single exon. Gene Ontology annotation, molecular function: aspartic-type endopeptidase activity. Lineage: Eukaryota; Viridiplantae; Streptophyta; Magnoliopsida; Fabales; Fabaceae.